This is a messenger RNA of Neltuma alba, 2211 nucleotides long. Its product is annotated as G-type lectin S-receptor-like serine/threonine-protein kinase CES101. Lineage: Eukaryota; Viridiplantae; Streptophyta; Magnoliopsida; Fabales; Fabaceae. The coding region runs from base 1 to 1938 and encodes 645 amino acids. The transcript has 6 exons. Gene Ontology annotation, cellular component: plasma membrane. Gene Ontology annotation, molecular function: hydrolase activity, hydrolyzing O-glycosyl compounds; protein serine/threonine kinase activity; ATP binding. The record is from RefSeq and is a predicted model, not a curated record. Gene Ontology annotation, biological process: protein phosphorylation; carbohydrate metabolic process.
AUGGCCAAAAGUUUUACAUCUCUCCUUCCUUUGCUGCUUCUCAUCCAAAUUUGCUCCUCCAAAUCCGAUGGCAUCGCCGUUUACUGGGGUCAGAACGCUGAUGAAGGCAAUCUUAGAGAAACAUGUGCAGUAGGAAUAUACUCUUUUGUACUGAUUGGCUUCCUUACGGUGUUUGGGAAUGGCAAAACCCCUCAACUCAACCUCGCAGGUCACUGUGACCCUUCUUCAUCAUCUGGGUGCACCAGCAUUGGCACGGAGAUCAAAUAUUGUCAACGGCAAGGGGUCAAGGUAAUGCUCUCUCUUGGAGGAGGAUCUGCGGGUUAUUCUUUAUCUUCCUCAAAGGAUGCUCAAAAUGUUUCUGAUUACCUAUGGAACAAUUUCUUAGGCGGAAGCUCAUCUUCACGUCCACUUGGAGAUGCCACAUUGGAUGGCAUUGAUUUUGACAUAGAGAAUUCGGGGGAAUACUGGGAGGACCUUGCAAUUUACCUCAACUCACAUGGCACUGAUAGCCAGAAAGUGUACUUAUCUGCAGCACCUCAAUGCCUAUUUCCUGAUGCUCAUCUUGGCACUGCCAUUGAUAAAGGCGUUUUUGACUAUGUCUGGGUAAAAUUCUAUGACAAUUCUCCCUGCCACUACUCAGAAGCUAAUACCAAUGCGUUUUUCAAUGCAUGGAACCAGUGGGCGACAUCACUAAAUGGGUCAAAAAUAUUCCUGGGUUUGCCAGCAUCUCCGGAAGCAGAGGCAGGUGGCUAUGUUCCUCCUGAUUUGUUAAACUCUAAGGUACUUCCCACUGUAAAGAAGUCACCUAACUAUGGAGGUGUGAUGUUGUGCUCGAGGUACUCAGAUAGAUUGAACGGAUAUAGCAAUGCAAUGAUUUCCAUGGUGUACGGCAAAGCCAAAAGAAACAAGAAACAUGGGAUGGAAAGGAAUGAGGUUGAAAUUUUCAGUUUUGAGUGCAUCGUGGUUGCCACAAACAAUUUCUCAGAUUCCAACAAGCUAGGAGAGGGCGGUUUUGGUCAUGUAUAUAAGGGGACACUAAUCGAUGGGCAGGAAGUUGCAAUAAAACGACUAUCUAAAAGUUCUGGACAAGGAGUUACAGAAUUCAAAAAUGAGGCUAAACUUAUGGCUAAACUGCAGCACACUAACCUUGUGAGGCUUUUGGGGCUCUGCAUCGAAAGAGAUGAAAGAAUUAUAGUUUAUGAGUACUUGCCUAACAAAAGCUUGGAUUUCUACAUUUUUGAUGCAAGCAGAAGAAAUGUACUAGAUUGGGAAAAACGAUUUAGCAUCAUCGAAGGAAUUGCCCAAGGACUUCUUUAUCUACACAAAUAUUCAAGACUAAGAGUCAUACAUCGUGACUUGAAGGCAAGCAAUAUAUUACUCGAUGAAGAAAUGAAUCCUAAAAUAUCUGAUUUUGGCACGGCUCGAAUAUUUGGAUUAAGAGAAUCUGAAGAAAACACAAAUAGAGUAGUCGGUACACGUGGCUACAUGGCUCCAGAGUAUGCAAUUAAUGGCAUUGUUUCAAUCAAAACAGACAUAUUCAGCUUUGGGGUGUUGCUAAUAGAGAUUCUUAGCGGCAAAAAGAAUAACAGUCGAUUUGAUUUAGAUCGUCCUCAUAAUCUAAUAGGAUAUGCAUGGAAGCUCUGGAAUGAAGGUAGAGUUUUAGAGCUAAUGGACUCAGGAUUAGAUGAACCGAGCGUGCAAAACAAAGUGCAGAGAGGAAUUCAUAUUGGCCUCUUGUGCGUUCAAGAUCAAGCAAAAGACAGGCCUUCCAUGUUAGAUGUAAUUUCUUUUCUGUCAAAUGAUUCUAUUCAACUUGCUAAACCAAAGCAGCCAGCAUACUUUAUCGGUGACGUCGAGGAAGAGUCUGAGCUACAUAACAUCAGGCAAGAACAUUAUUCCACAAAUUAUGUCACAAUCUCUGAUCUAGAUGGUAGAUAACUGGUCCCUUAUGUACACACUAUGAUUGGUGCAUUUCAUUUUCUCUAUUUAGAGAUCGAUUUAUGCUUUCUGAUUACUUGCUGAUGAAAAUGGAGUGUUUUAGGCUUGUAACAUCACUUUAGUUGUGAGAAUUUUUUAUGUUUCUUUCAUUUGGGGAAAAUUUCUCCAUGGUUGUUUACCAAUAAGAAGACGUCUUUUAGUCCAGAUUCUGAAUGGUAUUGAAGCUCUUGAUUUUUGUUAAUAAAGUCAGCAGAAGUAUCAGAUUUCUUACAA